AUGAAAAAAGUCAUAUCACCUGACUGUCCCGAUUGUGAUAGACCGGAGGACAUACACCAUUUAUUGGUGGAAUGUGUUCGGAACGAGGCGGAGAGAUGGGAGAUAUUCUCUAGAUUUCCCAUUCUUCGCCAGGUCGGCGGCUGUAACGGUGCCCUAUCCCAACCUCUGUCGGAUGAGAUUUUUUUUUAUUCUAGAUUUUACAAAAAAUUUGGCUUUCCUGGGGUUCUUGCCUGCGUUCAUGGUACUCAUGUUGCUUUGGUGAGACCCAGUGAACAUGAAGAAAGAUUCUUCAAUCGCAAGCAUUACCAUUCUAGGAAUGUUCAAAUAAUUUGUGACAGUGAUUUAAACAUUUUUAAUGUUGAUGCAACAUUUGGAGGGGCCAGCCAUGAUGCAUAUAUCUGGCGUCAGUGUGCGCUCAACCAACAUGUUCAAGAGCUACAUAAUAAUGGAGAAAAUCUUUGGCUUUUAGGUGAUUCAGGGUACCCAUUAAGACCUUGGCUUUUGACACCUAUUGUCAAUGCUCAUCCUAGGUCUCCAGAGGAACAUUAUACAAAUGUUCACUGUAGAACAAGGAACACUGUCGAACGGUGCAUAGGAGUGUUAAAGGCCCGUUGGCGUUGUUUGCUGGUUCAUAGGGUGCUACAUUAUGACCAUCAUACUGUGGCAAAAAUAAUAAAUGCCUGCUGUGUCAUGCACAACAUGGCUAAUAGAGCUAGGCUUGCUGUACCUGAGCUAUCACAAACAGAUUUCGAAGCUGAAAGAAAUCAACAAGAGCCACAUGGUCAACCACAAUAUGGUCCAAGUGAAUCUCAGUUGUUACAGAAUGGCCGUCAACAAUUGGCAACUAUAGUUCAGAGAUUGUGGAGGAACAGAACUUAGAUUUUAUUGAUUCCUGUCCAAAUGGUUUUUAAGGUUCCGUACCUCAAAAGGAAAAAUGGAACCUUUAUAGGAUCACUUUGUUGUCUGUUGUGACUUCACCGCUCUCGUUCUGACAGCUCUAUGGCCGUCAACUACUAUCUAUGGCUAAGUAAACACUCAACGUGCCAACGUAGUGAUAUAUUCUCUUUGCAACGUACAUUGUUUUCUAAUUUUUGUGUAUCGGUCUCUCUGUGUGUCUGCGCGCUCUUUACAAAGGUGUUUGAAAGGCGCAUUUGGAACCCUAGUCCCUUUUAAGUUUACAAAUCAACUUACAAUAGUAAUAUGUGGUUGAUAUAGUGGGUAACACGUUAAGUUCUAUUCUGUAUUAUUCUACUGUAUUAACUUUAAGCAUUGCGUGCUACUGUUUGUUGAUCCGAAUAAAUAAAAUAUGUAGAAUAAAACAAAUCGACCGCCUUGCUUGAAAGUAUUCUAAUAUUAAAAAAGUCGCAAAAGUCAGAGAAACUGAAAUCAA
This is a messenger RNA of Maniola jurtina (meadow brown), 1390 nucleotides long. Its product is annotated as putative nuclease HARBI1. The coding region runs from base 1 to 879 and encodes 292 amino acids. The record is from RefSeq and is a predicted model, not a curated record. The transcript is spliced from 5 exons. NCBI's taxonomy places the organism in Eukaryota, Metazoa, Arthropoda, Insecta, Lepidoptera, Nymphalidae.